Molecule: messenger RNA, 1776 nt
Organism: Lingula anatina
Lineage: Eukaryota; Metazoa; Brachiopoda; Lingulata; Lingulida; Lingulidae
Product: tripartite motif-containing protein 3-like
Source: RefSeq, a predicted model, not a curated record
AUGGCAGAAGCACUAGCAGCAGAUAUUAAAGAAAAAAUCUUGACAUGUUGCAUCUGUCUGGGAGAAGAACGGGUACAAUAUCCAAGAGAAGGACUCGUGAAACUGAAGAAAGAUUUCCGUGUUCACACAACGAAGGAGCUUCUGAGUCAGAGACAGCAACAUGAAGUCUCAUCUCCAAGUAAAGAAACCUAUGCACAUGGUGCGACACAGGUCAUUGCACAGAUGGCCAUCAGUUGUGAGAAACAUCCUGAUAAUGAAUUAAAAUACUACUGUGAAGAUGAUGACACUGUUGUAUGUAGUGAUUGUGCAACAAUAGAUCAUUACAGACAUGGUAUUGUAUCAGUUAAUAAAGUUGCAAAGUUAAACAGAGAUAAGAUUAAUGCCGCUUUUGAGAAAUCUUUGAAAACGAUUAACUGGUUUAAAGCCGCCAUGACAAAAGCCUGUGAAGACUCUUAUAUCAGGACAACUGCUAUUAAAAGCAUUCAAAAACAAGCCCAGAACAUGCACAAAUUAAUAACUAAAAGGAAGAAAAAAAUGAUUUCAUUUGUCAAUUCUUCUUUUGAUGUCCAAAAAAAGAAGAAGGAGGCAAAUAAAGAUAUCCUUGACCUCCAAUUUGCCUCCCUGCAAAGUGCCUGUGACUUUGCCCAACACUUAAUUGCAAAUGGCACUGACUCUGAUAUCAUGGUUCAUGCAAAAUCUCUGAUAGAAAGACUGACAGCAAUGGAGAAAACACCUGUCCCAACUCCGGACACACCAGCACAGAUAUCCUACAGCCCUGGUAAGAUAUCUACUGCUGGGCUGGAAGCCAUGUUAGGACAGGUGACAGUACAGUCAACACCUCCAUUAGCAGGACAGGGAACACGUCUAAGAUCAACAAGACAAUCUUCCACACUGAAUGCCAUGUUAGGACAGUUGACAGUUCAGUCACCACCUCCAUUAGCUGUACUGGGGAAAAAUCCAAUAAAGAUGGCAAAAUGUGUACACUUACAGGAUUUCAAUGCUGAGCGGGAAGAUGAUAGGGGAAUGGUAAAUAUACUUGGAUUAGCCCUAGAUGAGGAACAAGUGUUUGUUGUUGAUAAUGGAAAUGGUAGAACAAAAAUGUUCACACAUGCUGGAGAGUUCAAGUUUGACAUUAAACUUAACUCUCCAUUUGAUGUGGCUGUAUCACAAACUGGUCGCCUGUAUAUAACAUCACAGGAUGACAAGUGUUACAAAGUGUACUCCACCGGAGGUCAGCAGGUGACAACCAUGGGUCGCGGUACUACCCCCGGUAGUAAACUUGAGAGUCCACGUGGUAUCACACUAAACAAACAAGGUCAUGUGAUGGUUUGUGAUGGUGAAAACAAAUCCAUCUUCACAUUCCAUGCAGACAGUGGACAGCUCCUGAACACUUUUCCACUUAGUAUGUGUGAAUAUCCAGUAUACAUCACAGUGAACAGUGUGAAUGAUAACAUUGUGAUAUCAGACUGUGGCAAAGACUGUGUGCAUGUGCUGUCACCUACUGGUCAUCAACUGUUCCAGUAUGGCACAGAAGGCAGUGGUGAUGGUCAGCUGAAUGGAGUACGUGGAGUGUGUACAGACAGCUAUGGUCAUAUCCUCAUUGCGGACAUUUAUAACCACAGGAUAGUGGCACUGAGUCCACAAGGAGAGUUUAUCAGAUACAUUGCCACUGAGAAUGAUGCUUUGGAGUACCCCGUAGCAUUAGCCAUCAACCCUGCUGGCCAGCUGGUGGUGGCAGAGUUUUACGGCCAAGUUAAGACAGUCCAUUAUUUUUAA